UUAGAUGGCUACUCUAAAGAAGAAAUGAAUGCAAUCCUCAGGAAGUUUGACAUCAAAUCUCCCAACACUGGCAAUGAUUUGUCAGAUGCCCUCGAAUUCAAUCUUAUGUUCAGUACAUCCAUUGGUCCUACAGGAUAUUUAAAAGGGUAUCUCCGUCCUGAGACUGCCCAGGGGAUAUUUGUUAACUUCAAACGCCUUCUUGGUUUCAACCAGGGAAGAUUGCCUUUCGCAGCGGCACAAAUUGGGAAUGCGUUCAGGAAUGAAAUCUCUCCAAGGACAGGACUCAUUAGAGUUAGGGAGUUCACGAUGGCUGAAAUUGAACAUUUUGUAGACCCUCGUUGCAAAGACCACCCCAAAUUUGAGAGAGUGAGAGAUUUAAAGUUAUUUCUCUAUUCUUGCUGUAAUCAAUUGGAUGGACAACCUGGUACUUUGAUGAGCAUUGGAGAGGCUGUAAGCAAAGGAAUUGUAGCAAAUGAAACGUUGGGUUAUUUUAUGGCCAGAAUUCAUCUUUUUUUGAUGGCAGUAGGGAUAAAUUCUGAAAAACUCCGUUUCCGUCAACACAUGUCAAAUGAGAUGGCUCAUUAUGCAACAGAUUGUUGGGAUGCUGAAAUCAAAACAUCUUAUGGAUGGAUCGAAUGUGUGGGUUGUGCGGAUAGAUCUUGCUAUGAUUUAACUCAGCACACGAAAGCGACCGGAGUGAAGUUGAACGCUGAAGGACAAUUGAAGGAAUCUAGAACUGUUCAAGUGACGGAAGUUCAACCUCAAAUGGCGUUGAUUGGAAAAUCGUUCAAAAAAGAUGCCAAGGAAAUUACCAAAGCUUUGAAAGAAUUAGAGGGAGAAAAAAUUAUUGAACUUGAAAAAAAAAUUGAAUCCAAAGAGGUUUAUAUUCUUAAUUUAGGGGGGAAAAUCUUUGAAAUUACUAACGAUAUGGUAAAAAUAAACCGAUCUCAAAAAACUUUGCACGUUGAAGAAAUCAUUCCUGCUGUGAUAGAACCUUCAUUUGGAAUAGGGCGAAUCAUGUAUGCUCUCUUCGAACACAGUUUUCGUACCAGAACUGGUGAUGAAAUGAGAACGUUUUUCUCUCUUCCUCCUAACAUCGCCCCCCUCAAGUGCAGCGUACUUCCUCUCAGUAAUCAUCUGGACUUUGCACCCUUUGUCUCUCAAUUAUCUCAAGAUCUGACGAAUAAUGGGGUAUCCCAUCGUGUUGAUGACAGCAGCGGAUCUAUCGGACGACGCUACACCCGGACGGACGAGAUAGCCGUUCCAUUUGGGAUCACAGUUGAUUUUGACUCUUUAAAAGAACCUCUUUCUGUCACCUUACGUGAAAGAGAUUCUAUGGAACAGAUCAGAGUGCCUAUGGAGCAAAUUGCAGCACUUGUCAGGGACUUGACUUUUGGAAGGAGAACGUGGGAGGCAGCCAAGUGUUCUUUUCCUAGGUUUGAGCAGCAAGAAAAUACAAAGGCAGGAUAAAAUGGUGUCUUCUUGUUUCAAGCUGAGAUUAAAUGCAGUUGCUUCAGAAAAUUGUAAACUGCCAAAUUAAAAAAUUUUCUCUUUCUUU
This is a messenger RNA of Parasteatoda tepidariorum (common house spider), 1558 nucleotides long. Its product is annotated as glycine--tRNA ligase. NCBI's taxonomy places the organism in Eukaryota, Metazoa, Arthropoda, Arachnida, Araneae, Theridiidae. The record is from RefSeq and is a predicted model, not a curated record.